Molecule: messenger RNA, 6521 nt
Organism: Lytechinus variegatus (green sea urchin)
Lineage: Eukaryota; Metazoa; Echinodermata; Echinoidea; Temnopleuroida; Toxopneustidae
Product: programmed cell death 6-interacting protein-like
Exons: 15
Coding region: 36-2711 (891 amino acids)
Biological process (GO): mitotic cytokinesis
Cellular component (GO): endosome
Molecular function (GO): protein binding
Source: RefSeq, a predicted model, not a curated record
GGAGCAACUGGGGUCUGAAUUACAAGAAUAUCAAAAUGGCGAAUUAUCUUGCUGUUCCUCUAAAAAAUAGCUCCGAAGUGGAGCUGCAAAGACCUUUUCAGAACUUCAUUAAGAAUACUUAUUCAGAUGUGGAAUUGGAGGACGUUAAUUCCCAAAUUAAAGAAUUUUCAAAACAAAGGACCAACGCUGUGUGUAGGAAACUGGAUAAACAUGCAACUUCUCUGGAUACGCUGGCAAAGUAUUAUGACCAGCUUUGUGCAAUUGAUGCAAAACUUCCUAUCAUGCAGGGCCAGGUUACUGUGAAAUUUAGCUGGCAGGAUGCCUUUGACAAAGGAUCUAUCUUGAGUGGAGCUAGGAAACAAUCUGCACAUACUGCUGCCUUUGAGAAGAUGUGUGUUCUCUUCAAUAUUGCGGCAAUGAACAGCCAGGUCGGAGCUUUGCAGAGUGUAGAUGAUGAUGAUAGUAUCAAAAAGGCUGCAAAGCAUUUCUCGAGUGCAGCUGGUAUUUUCCAAUACAUCAAGAGUUCUGUGUACACUGCUGUUCAGACGGUUGAUACCUAUGACAUGCAAAGUGAAUGUCUUGGUGCCCUUAUCACUCUCAUGCUUGCCCAGGCUCAGGAGUGCUUUCUGAGGAAGGCUAGAAAUGAUAAGAUGAAGGACAUGACAGUUUCUAAGAUUGCACUGUCUGCUAGUGAGCUAUAUCAGGAGGCAGCCAAGAACCUUAGCAUGUCAUCAAAUAAGGGUAUCUUACCCAAGGAAUGGAUCCCUACUGCACUUGCUAAACAAUACUACACGCAUGCCAUCUCAGAGUACCAUCAGGCCCUGGUUUCGCGAACUUCCAAGUCUUUUGGUCAAGAAGUUGCACGGCUGAUGCAUGCAAGUGAUCUGUUGGCAGAAGUUGAAAGAAAAGGGGGCCAGUCCAUUGACACGAAGGACUUCGCUGCUAGAGUCAACCAAGAACUUAAAGCUGUCAAGAAGGACAAUGAUUUCAUCUAUCAUGAUGUCGUACCCUCUGUAGCUCAACUCAGUAAACCAGGCACAGCUCAGAUCGCCAAACCCACAGAAUUCUCCACACCAUUAUCUCCAGAAUCAACAGACCUGUUUACAUCACUGGUUCCAUUAAGUGUCCACAAUGCAACCAUUGCCUAUGAGAACCGUAAGGCAGAGGUUGUCAACAGAGAGAUUGGGAAGCUACGAGAGGCUACUCAACUCAUGAACGGUGUCCUAUCAUCCCUCAACCUACCUGCAUCCAUAGAGGACCUUAAAGGAGACUCGGUUCCUAGGUCAGUCUUAGAGAAGUCUCAAGCCGUCAAAGAGAAAGGAGGAAUACAGUACAUAGACAAACUAUUCAAUGAAUUACCAGAUCUCCUUCAGAGGAAUAGAGAGAUUUUGGAUGAGGCCAUCCGUCAACUCGAUGAUGAGGAACAAAGUGAUAGGCAGAUGAAGGAACGUUUCAAGGACAAAUGGAGCCGUGUUCCAUCUCCACAGCUAACAACAGCCCUGAGGGAAGAAUCUAAGAAGUAUAAAACCAUUCUGGACAAUGCCGUGCAGGCUGAUACUGUUGUCAAGGGAAAAUAUAACGAGAACAGACAGUUUAUUGUUAUACUAACAAAGAGUGAGGCUGAUAUAGCAGCUUCACUUCCAUCAGCCAGUGGGGCUGUUGCAGCCCAGGGGUCUCCUGCAGUACAGGAACUGAGACAGCUCAUGACAGCAGUGGAUGAAAUCAAGACUGUUAGAGAAGUCUUGGAGAAUGAGAUUAAGAGUGCCACCGUAGAUAUGCAAUCCAAGUUCCUGCAGGCACUAGCCUCAGAUGGUGUAAUCAAUGAAGAUGCAAUGUCCAAUGCUACUAUUGAUCAGAUAUAUAGCGGCCUCAUUCAACAGGUUCAGGAGAGUGUUCACAAACAAGAGACUGUUCUCAACAAUAUUCAGGAUGCUAACACUAGGUUUUGUUCAGCCAAGGAUAGCAAUACAGGUGCCCAGGAAAGAGAAGGGAUGAUGAAAAAGCUUGCCGUUGCUUAUGACAGCUACAUGGAGCUUACAUCAAAUCUUAUAGAAGGGACCAAGUUCUACAAUGACCUGACCCAAAUCCUGGUCAAAUUCCAGAGCAAGGUUAGUGAUCUGUGCUUUGCUCGUAAGACAGAAAAGGAGGAGUUAUUGAAGGAUCUUACCCAAUCUAUCGCCAACCAAUCUGCUACUUCUCCACCAGCAGCUCCAACACAUCACAACACAGGUCAAAGAGUCCCACCUGAGAGACCACCCCCUCCAAAUGUGAGCCGUGCACCUCCAUCAACAGCACCUCCAUCUCAGGCCCCAGCCCAGCAAGCAGCACCACCACCUCAACAACCACCAACAAUGGCUGCAGCAGCAUCUGCACCUCCACCCCAAGCGGUACCCGGUGGUUACCCCCAGCAGCCUGGCUCAGCACCCCAGUACCAACCCAUGCCAUCUUAUGCACCCUAUGGCGGUGCCCCCAUGCCCAUGCCCACCCCGAUGCCAGCCUACAAUCCAAGCACCUACCCCCAGCAAGGUUACCCACAGCAGGGGUAUGGGCAGCAGCAGCCCCCUUAUGGUGGGUACCAGCAGCCGCCUGCAUCAGGUUACCCUGGACAGGCACCACCCCAGCAAGGCUAUCCAGCACAGACACAAGGUUAUCCACAGCAGCCACCGCAGCAGUAUGGAUACAACCCCUACGGACAACAACCACCACGAUAAGUUUGGACCUUCUAAAUGUCAAAAGAAUAUUUCCAACCUCUUUUCUUUGUUUGACAUCAAAUUGCAAUAGCAUUUACAUAUUUAACCAAAAUAUCUAAAUGUACCUUUUAUUUGGAGUGAUGCCUCUUGUAUUUUUUAUAUUGUACUUUGAUGCUCAAAUGAAGCAUUAAGUUGUAAGGCCCUACAACAUGCCCCACCCCCUUAUGAAAUUCUUAGAUGCUUGCUUGAUAUGUUUACUAAAUAUAUUAGUACAUUUAUUUAAAAAUUAUACUUGGAUGUAGCUGUAUGUAGUCUUUCCAAUGUUCUGUUUACUUCAUUAAGUCAUUUGAGAAAGUCAACUAAUACUACUACUUUCAUACAUUAAUGCCAAAAAGAAUUCUAAUAGGAUAGUACUAAAUAUUGAACGUCAAAUAUAUUAGAUAAGCUUUUUUGCAUUUUCUACUGAGGGUUGUUAAGACUAAUAAAACGCAUACGUGUCAAGAGUACUUUGUGUACUGUUUAUCUUUAUCUACUUGCCGAUGAGAUGUUUAGUAAUUUACAGAUUUUUUUUCCUGAACCUAACUCACAAAUUUUCUAUUGUGCACGUCUUGGUAAAAAAACUAUGUCUACAAGCUUGAAAAUCAAUAUUUGAAAAGUAGGAGAAAAUAGAAUAAAAGUUUAGUCUGAAUGCAUACUUUGAUGUGAUGUAGAAAAUUGAGAUUUUACAUGUCAUUUGUCUGAAAAUUUUUGAUCAAUAAUAAUGGUUAGACCUGUAAAAUAGUGUAUUGGAAUAUAUAGGUAGAUAUAUAUGUAUAACUGAAACAUUUUAGAGCAAAUUUUAUAAAAAAAAACUACAAGAAUAAGGUCAUGAAUGCCAUUUGCUUUAAAUGUAGAGACUAUUUGUCAGCUUUAUGUUUGUAAGAUAUUAAAAUCAUUGCUGACUUGUUAUAAGCCUGUGUGUGCCUACUACUAUUUAAGAGAUUGCAGGUAUGAUAAUUGAAAGAACGCUUAUUCAUUGAUAAUCACCAUUAAAUUUCAAAUUACCUUUCUGAAAUUUAUGCAUUUAUCUUUGUAGCACCCACACUGCCCAUGUGAGGCCACCAUGCACUAUCUAGCCUAAUACAUUGAAUUAUAUUUUGAUAGAUAAAUGAAACAACCAUAUACAUUAUCUUUAUGAGUAUUUUAUGUAUUUACUUAUAAAUACUAAGCAUUAUGCAAUGUAGGGGAUUUAAAAGAUUUUAGGACAAUUGGGAGUCUAAUUUAUUUAUUUUCUGUCCCACAUCACAUAUUUCUUGUAUUGCUUUUCUUUGUUUUCCAUUUUUGCUUGUAUGGUUCGAAGAAGGAAUUAAAUCAUGGAAAACUUCAUUCCUAAUAACAUUUUCAGAAGAAUAAUAUGAAUUAAUAAAAUAUAUAUAUAAAAUUCAGCUUUUGAAGUGAUAUUGAUAAAUAUCCUCCAAAAGUCUGAUUAUGAUGUAAAUGUAGUGUACUACUGAUGCUCUUUGCAAUUGAGUUUUAUCACCUAUGACACAAUAUCACCAACACCAAUGAACUACCUUUAAGUUCUUUUUGAACUAUACAUUCAUGUUUAUAAGAUCACAUAAUCUCUUAAUUUUCUUUAAUCCUUCCAUUUUUUUAAAGUAUUUCAUUCAAUUUUGAGACACCCUUGUUAGGUAAGCCAGAAAAGUUUGUUGUGCAUAUUGUAUUUGUAUUGAGUGAGGAUGGAGGAGAUUGUGUGACAUUUGAUUUUAGUGUAAUGUGGGUUGGGAUUGAGAUGAGGUGAUUAUAUUAAUUAAAGAAUGAUUUAUAUUAAAAUAGUUUCUUAAGUCAUAGUUUUAAAAGAAAAAUUAGCAUUUUUUUAAUAUGACAUAGUUAAUUGGUAGUUAAUCACUGGAAAUGACAAGUUAUUACAUUAUAUGAUCAUUCCAUGGUUCUCUUAUUGUUGGUAUCAUUAUGAAGUGAAUAUAUUCAGUGUAUAUCUUGCAUUGUCCCUGAAUCCUCUUACGGAAUCUUAUAUCACAAGGGAGGUGGAAAAUAAUUGCUUGAGUAUGAGUCCAAAGAUUUUCAUUAAAGUCUGUUUUAUUUUGUUAGGAUUGAUAAGACUGUCAAAGCAAAGGCCUGUUUGUCAGGAAAAAGUGCAAACUGUUAAUUAUCAUUGUACUCCUAAAUCAUUUAAACAUAUGAAGACAUUAUACAUUCUCUGUUAUCCAUGUAGUAGACUGAAAAUGAAUUACUCUAUAUGUAGUUAUAUAACCAGUGAAUAUCAUUUUGAAAAUUAGUGUUUAGAUAUUAAAUGUCUCAAUUAAAUUUCUGGGCAUUUGUUUAUUCUCAUGAACAAUUUUAGAUUAAAUAGAUAGGCAGGAUGUGUGUGACAUAUUUAAUAUCUGUCAUGAAGAUUCAUUGGAUGAAUAUAGAAAUGAUGUUUGUAUCUUCAGGUUUGGCUUGGUUCAUGUCACAUUAUGGUAUGCAGUAAAGUAAGUGGAACAUCGUUUUAUGCUGCAGUUACACUAAUGAAACCAACCCAAAGGUAACCAAUUUGGAUGGUGUCAAGUAUUUUCACUGGGUGACCGACACUUUGUACAUGAUCAUUAUCUAAUUUGACUCGGUCAAAAAACGGACUUGCCCAUACUUUAUCGUUCACACCCCAAAUCUAUGAUAUUUUAACAUAUUUGAAGUUGAAGUUCUCUAGCCUCUCGUGUCUCAUGCUUGAGUUACAAGAGAAGGUGUGUCGGACAUACAUAGAUUAGAUUAUUGGUAAAUCUUGUUUUGGUUUUCUUGCUCCAAGUUACUGUUUCAGAACCAGACAGCAUUGAAUUAUAUAGCUCCUGUCUGGUGAGGCUAUUGUACAGUGCAUUCCAGAAAAAAAAUGAAACAAAGAAUUAUCAGUGUUUCUUCAUACAAUUGUAAUCAAUAAAUGUCACAUCAUUGUGCAGCUUAGAGUCUCUUCAUUCAUUUGAGGCAACUUAUGUGACAUUUAAUUUAUGCAAGAGUUGGAAAAAUCAAUUUGAAUAUAGAAAGCCCCUAACUGAAUUUUAAAGUGAAUACCCCAGGUCAUAAAAAAUUCAAUAUGUAAUAUUUGAUAAGAUACCUCGAUAUGUGAAAAUGACCUUAGAUUAUCGAAGUUGUAUUUCUUAACCUCAUGCUUAUAUUUGCUCACCAUUGCAUUUUGUCAACCAUCAGCCAUGUACAAAGUCUUUUGUUCACUAUGCAGUUGUUAUAGGAGCAACAUAUGAAAGCAAAGUAGCAGAACUUUGUUGAUACCAAUAACAUUUUGGUCUUCUUUCUUCAUUUGUUUUUAUUCAUUCAUGCAUUACAUGGGCAUCAUAUGAAUUGCGUCAAAUGAGAGUAGAGACACCGCACUGCCACCAAUGAAUGUGUCAUUCAGUUGUUAUAUUUGUGGUUAAAAGAAGAUAAUGCUCGGGGGGGGUUCCUUCUUAUUUUCCUUUUUUUCUGGAUUACUCUGUAUUGUCACAUGGUAGCAUAUCUGUUCUUUCUGGUGAUUGUCAAUGACAAAUCGCAAUGAGAUGGAACUUUUUACUUUGAAUAAAAUAAUCAUGAAUAUCUUUCUUUAUCUAUGUUGUUAAAGUCCAGUGGUAGCAUACUCCUUUCCUAUCAAUUUUGUGUGACGCUGCAAAAUGUAUCAUGUCCAGUUCUUGUCUAUGAUAUCAUAUGUGAUGACAGAUAUUAGAUCAGAUAUAUUUUGAUACUUUUGAUUUAAAUAAUCAUAGCCUGUAUGUAUGCAUAUGAAUGCAAUUCUAUGUCAUUUACUGUCUAUUGUAGAAUGAUUAUUCAAUCUCAUAAAAAUCAUUAAAAUAGUCUUUAUGUUCAAAACUC